Malassezia vespertilionis is the source of this 3486-nucleotide messenger RNA. It is a transcript of the gene CLU1, whose product is annotated as Intracellular distribution of mitochondria. The record is from RefSeq and is a predicted model, not a curated record. Lineage: Eukaryota; Fungi; Basidiomycota; Malasseziomycetes; Malasseziales; Malasseziaceae. The coding region runs from base 1 to 3486 and encodes 1161 amino acids. Gene Ontology annotation, cellular component: cytoplasm. Gene Ontology annotation, molecular function: protein binding; mRNA binding. Gene Ontology annotation, biological process: intracellular distribution of mitochondria. The transcript has a single exon.
AUGGCCGCGCCGCCAGACCCCCCUGCAGAGUAUGCGCAGACGUUUGAGCUACUGCUUGAGCUCCCGCCCCGGCCUCUGCUCCCGAAGAAUGUCAAAAAGCUUGGCCUUCCCGAUACCCCGGCGCCGUUGCGCAUUGCCGUGACGCCGCAAGAAACGCUCAGCGAUUUGCGCGCGACGAUCCACGACAGCCCCGAGGGGUACUGGCUCGGCGCUUUUUCUUUCUGCCGGCCUGGCGACAAGACGCGCGCCGUGGACGAGUGGGUGGAGCUGUCCGAAAUCUUUGCCGAGCCCGAGGAGCGCACCUUGUGCGUUACACACGUGCCGUACAACGAGACGGAAGCACGCGCGCAUAUCCAGCGCCUGCGCGACCUGCUCACCGGCGGCCAAGCCGAUCCCAGUGCCCUCACGCUUGAUGCAGGCAUUUCCGUCCAGGACGCGGUGGUGCAUCCCGAGGCGUGGGCGCCGGACGAGCCAAGCACUGCUACAUGGCAUGGAUGGCCGCCGGAAGAAACGUGUGCGCUGCUGCCUGCGGCCGCGCGCAAGGCGCGUGUGCUGCCGCGCUGUGUGCGCACGAUGGCACUUAGCGCGUGGAAUCCGCCGCCGCAGCCCCGCGUGCUGCAAGGCGACCUGCUCUAUCUCCACCUCGACACGCUCGAAGGCGAAUCGCUGCACAUGACUGCGAGCGUGCGCGGCUUUUUUGUGAACCGCAGCACGGGCCGGCGCUUUGAUCCGCGUUUGCGCGAAGGCGCACCGGUCUCUGCAUCGCUGUUUGACCUUCUCUACGCCACGAGCCCCCUCUUUUUGCAAAAUUUUGCGGCGCUCUUCAACGACCCCGUCUCCACGCGCGACUACUUUUCCGCACUGCCCGUGACAAACAUGCUUCCUUCUGCGCCAUGGCUUGCACGCGAGCCAAAACACGACGCGGACCUCAUGCGCUCCCAAACGGCGUUCUUGCUCACGGGCGCGACCUCCUCGGAUACGCUUGACUCCUCGCGCGACUGGAACGAGGAGCUGCAGUCUCUGCGCGAGCUUCCGCGCUCGACGCUGGCCGAGCGCUUGAUGCGCGAUCGUGCUUUGAACCGUUUGCAUGCAGAACUGACGCUCGCCGCGACGCGCGCAGUACCGAGGAUCGCUGCCGGCGGCGUCACGCCCAUGAAUCCCAGCGAUGAGCCCGAGACGCACAUGUACCUGUUCAACAACCUGUUCAUCUCCAAAGGCCUGGACGGUGUGCACGUGUAUGACAGUGCGGGCGGCGACGAAGCGGCGCAUGUUGCGGUGAGCAAAGAUGUACAAGGCGUUCGGAUGGUCAGCGCCGCGGAUCCCCAAGGUAUUUCUCUUCUUGGCACCAUCGUGGUCGAUUGGCUUGGCGAGCGUUGGGUGGUGCAGAGCAUCGUCCCCGGCCUCUUUCGCAGCGUGCCCGAGCAGCACGCUUCAGAAGAGACGGCUGCUGCUGCGGUGGCCUACGGCGGCGUCGAAGGCCCCGAGACGAUCCACACGGACCCCGCCUUUGCUUCGUUGCUAGCGCCCCUUGCACAGCGUCUGCAUCUUGCCCAGCACACGGUCCAGGACGCGCAUGGCAAGGAGCACUCGCUGGCCAUGAGCGUCGACACGAAAGGGCUGCGCGGCGCCGACGGCCGCAAGUAUCUUUUGGAUCUUUCACGCACAUGCCCUCUCGAUGCUGCUUGGCUCGAGCACGACAUGGACAGCGCCGUGCUGGAGGGCAGCGCCGCGCCGCACUAUCCCCACCGCAUCGUUUUGCUGCGCCCCGAGCUUGUCGAGCAGUUCUGGCAGCACCGCCUGCAUGUAUACGCGCGCGAAAAACUCGAGAAGCAAGGCAUCGAAGCGACGCCAGAGACGCGCGUCGACGUUGCCGACUUUGACCUGGCACUGAAUCCAGAUGCACUUGUUGCGUACAAGGUCCAGGGCGCCCAAGUCGUCCCAAACAAGGACCUCGGCGACCCCAGCGUCCAAGCCGUGCUCGAUGCGGGUGCUUUUAUGCGCGACGUUACGAUCCCUCGCUUGGUUGCCGACGUCGCUGCGGGCGCUGCCACGGCGGCCGACGGAAUUGCAUUGUCGCAGCAAAUGCACGCGCGCGGUAUCAACAUGCGCUACUUGGGGCGCAUUGCGCACCUCUGCCAGCCGUCUUUUGACACUGACAGGGGCAGGGGCGCCGACGCACUCUUGCUUGCCUUCCGCCGCGUGGCGCUGCAAGAAAUGGUCGUGCGUGCGGCAAAGCACUGCUUGCGCGCACACUUGCGCGGCGUCGACAUUGCGCAUGCCGGCGCGUGCAUUGCGCACUUUGCCAACUGUCUCUUGUCGCACGCCACAAGCGCGGCACCGGCACAAGACAGCACCGCGUGCGCAUCGCUCAGCUCCGCGACGCUUGCCGAAGCGAUUCACCAACAGGUCCGCAUGCGCUUCCGCUUCGAGCUCCCUGCUACGUACUUGGCGCAGGAUGCGCGCAAGCCGCAGCUGCUGCGUGCGUUUGCGAUAUGCAUGGGCAUCCAACUCCGCCUGCGUGACUAUCUGCCCGCAUCUGCGUCUCCGACGCAAGGCACAAAGGAGCGUGCACAGCGCUUGCCGUUCCAGCCAGAAGACGUGCUGAAUGUGGUGCCGGUCGUGAAGAGCGCUGCAUCCAAGAGUGCGCUUGUCGAGGAAGCGUUCGAGGCGGGUCGGAUCGCCUUUACCCGUGGCGAGUGUGAGCUUGGUACGGAGCUCAUGCUCGAGGGCAUCGGGUUCCACGAACAGGUAUAUGGCCUUGUGCAUCCCGAAACUGCGCGGUGCUACGCGGCGUUUGCCUCGCUUGCCCACUCGUACGUGAUGGAGCGCGCGAGGCAGAAAGACACAGACAAAGAACAGCACGCAAAGGACUCUCCAGUCGCUGCCGAGUCCAUCACGCUCGAGGCUGCGCAGCGUUUCCAGCAGCAGGCCGUGACGAUUUCCGAGCGCACGCUUGGCCUCGACCACCCCGACACCAUGACCCAGUACAUGAACCUUGCCGUGAUCGAGCGUGCACUGGGGAAAGUCGAUCGUGCACUGCGCUACCAACACCGCGUUCUUGUGCUCUGGCAGCUGCUCUACGGUCGGGAUCAUCCCGAUAUGGUGCACACGCUUUCUUUUAUUGCACUGCUCGUCCAAGCACAGCGCGAGUUUAGCACCUCGCUACAAGUCUACCUACUGGCCUAUGAUCUCUCUGUCCGCCUGUUUGGAAAAGACAGUCUCUACACGGGCAAUAUGGCGCACGAACUGAGCCAGGCGCACACACUCGCCGGCGACCUCAAAGAGGCGAUCCGCGUGGAGAAGGAGGCGAGCCGCAUCUUUGAGUCGCACCUCGGCAGCGGCGAUGCACUGGCCCAAGAGUCGCACCGCUUCCUUUCCUCCCUCACAUCCUCUGCCGUGCGCUUGGCAAAGGUGAAGCAGGAACAAGCGAAACAGGGCGCGCCCGCCCAGGGCCUGCCCUCGGCGCGCGCGCGGCGCACGAAAUAG